CUCCAGUGCUACAUAUUGACGAGGCUAUUUACCAGGCAAAUUUCCGCUGACAUCUCAGUAAUCUUAAUAGUGACUUAUCGUGUCUAAAUAUGAACGUCUUUCAAAAAGUAGACUCAAACCAUAUUACUGACUGAAUGGAUAUACAAAAAUAUUUCAGCUCAACGUCUCGUUAAUCCUUCUGUCCUACUUCAGAAAGACCUAAGUGGUGCAGCUCAACAUUCCCACGCUUAACAAUACUUCAUACAGAAAAUCAGUCUCCCAACUGAAGGUGUGAAAAAUGCCAGGCGACUUCUCUUUUGUACCACCUCCCGAGGCUCCUGUAUUCUACCCAACUCCUGAAGAAUUUGAAGAUCCUCUUGGCUACUUAAUGAAAAUCCGACCUGUAUGUAUAAAAACUGGAAUAUGCAAAAUUGUUCCUCCUAAGUGUUGGAAUCCUCCGUUUGCUGUCAAUAUGAAGGAAUUUUCAUUCACACCACGAAUCCAGCGGUUGUACGAGCUAGAAGCUCAUUCCCGUAUCAAGUUGAAUUUCAUCAGCCGUCUCUACAAAUUUGUCCAGCUACAGGGGGGCGACAAAAUUCGAGUACCCAGUAUUAGCGGACGUUACCUAGAUCUAUACGCUCUCCACAAACACGUUGCAGAUGCUGGUGGAUAUCGUCAGGCUUGUGAUAACCAGUCGUGGUCUGACAUCGCUGUAAAAUUGGGUUAUCAAAGCCGUCACGCACAUUCGAUCAAGACUAACUAUGAAAAAUUGCUUUUAUCAUUCGAUCAAGCUAUGUCAUAUCCGUUUCGACCCACCAAGACCACUUUUCAUCCUAGAAGUCGUUGGAAUAGUUAUAAACGUUGCAGAAAAUCAACUGAGGAAAAUAAAAUAGACUAUUCAGCUAGUAACGAGUUGAAAAACCUGCAGUUUUUUGGUGCUGGUCGAAAGGCUGCAGUUCCUGAAGAUGGACGACCAGGCAAUUUCAAACCAGAAGUCAACAUUGAUGAAUAUAAUUGUCGCGUUUGUGGUCACGGGGAUGAUGAAACCAAUCUGCUCGUCUGUGAUACAGAAACUUGUCAAGCCUGUUAUCACUUGUAUUGUCUCGAUCCACCUCUUCGUUCCAUCCCUAAAUGCCAGUGGAAAUGCCCUGAAUGUAUUAGAGCUAUUUGCUGCAAUCCAAUGGAUGUGUAUGGAUUCCCUCAAUCAAGCAAGACUUACUCUCUGCAAGAGUUUGGUGUGAUGGCAGAUCAAUUCAAAACUGCUUAUUUCAAACGCCCAUGCACCGAUGUUCCAUGCGCUGAAGUAGAACGAGAAUUCUGGCGUAUCUUACAGGAAUACAAUGAUGACGUUGUCGUUGAAUAUGGUGCUGAUAUUCAUUCAAGUUCUCAGGGGUCAGGAUUUCCAACAAAAUCAAUGCUAAAAAACCUAGUUGGUACUGCUUCCCAACUAGCAGAAGCAAAGAAGUACGCUGAUAGCCCGUGGAACUUAAACAUAUUACCUUUGUUAGACCGAUCAGUCUUGAGGUUCAUUAAAGGAAACAUAGACGGCAUGAAGAUCCCUUGGUGCUAUGUCGGCAUGGUUUUUUCGAGCUUCUGUUGGCACAUCGAAGAUCAUUGGAGCUACUCCAUCAAUUUUAAUCAUUGGGGAGAACCGAAAACUUGGUAUGGUGUAUCCCGUUUACAUGCAGAUGAUUUUGAACGUGCUAUGAAAAAGCACGCCACAGAGCUUUUUGAUCAAGCUCCAGAUUUACUGCAUCACAUUACUACCAACAUAAAUCCAAAUAUUUUACAAGCAGAAGGUGUCCCAAUUUAUCGUACUGAUCAACACUGCGGAGAGUUUGUCGUAACGUUUCCACGCGCUUAUCAUGCUGGAUUCAAUCAAGGCUUCAAUUUUGCCGAGGCUGUUAACAUAUGUCUACCUGAUUGGCUUCCUAUUGGCCGUGCUUGUAUUGAACAUUAUGCUGAUAUCAAAAGACAUUGUGUGUUUUCAAACGAUGAACUAUUGUGUACUUUGGCUGAAGUAGCUGUAGGAAAUAUUCUUCCAGAAGAAAUACUCACUGUAACAAAUCCUGUUAAUAGCGGUAUUUCAAGUGGUGAGGGCUCAGAAAAUCCAGAAUCUGAUAUCCGUGAAAAACUACCUCCCGGUUGCUCUACUGCAGGUCUUGACAUUGGUGCUGUAGCUAUUGUGCAUCAAGAGUUCGCUUGUGUCCUUAAAGAAGAACGGUAUUUACGAGAAUUAGUUACUCAAAGUGGUGUGUCAACCUCGAGAAAAGUGAGAUUCGACGAAAUGACAGACGAUUCACGUGUUUGUGAUUUUUGUCUGACUACUCUUUUUUUAUCUGGAGUUAGUUGUUCGUGUAUUUAUGAAUCGAAUACCAGUAUUGAAGGAUUAGAAAAUCUAACUGACCAUUCUUCGGAUAACCUUAAUGUCACUGCACGAAAACGCAAGAUGUCAGAUGAGUCAUUUAAUGGAGAGGAAAAACGAUAUCCUAGCCAUAUGGUUUGUCUGAAACAUGUAUCUGAAUUGUGCAAAAAAUGUCCACCUUCAGUUUUUGUACUUAACUACCAUUACUCAAUUGAGGAACUAUGUGGUUUAGAAAAAUGCUUAGCUGAUCGUUUAGCCCAUUUUUAUGCAUGGAAAAAUCAAUUAUCCAUUUUAAUUAAACCUCAUGAUUCAAAUUCCUCAAGCAAUCACUUUAUUAAACAAGAAGCUAAUGAUAAUCAUGGUUUGACAUGUGUUAUAGAAUCUAACAACUCAACAGGUACUAUGACUCUCGUGGAAUUGGAGUUAAAGUUAGCUGAGGGUAAGACUGCCGGGUAUCAUACUGAUGACAUCUAUAACGAUGCUAAGGCGAUACUAGAUCGUGGUAGACAUCUUCAACAAAUAUGUGUCAAGUUGAAACCUUCUAUUAUUGGUACCGAGAGCAUUGAUAAGUUCAAAAACCCAUCAACAAGCAUGUCUUCUACUGUCAAUCCUGUAAAAUUUCAAACCAGACGUCCUGCUACUUUCACUGUGGCGACUUCUUCAAGUAACGGGUGUGCGACACCACAAAAAAUCGUCAAAUUACCUUCAAAUAAUGGAUACGUUGUACUCAAUCAUGAACUUGAUGUCAACAAUCCCCGAGAAUAUGAUCUAAUUCGACUUAUGGAGUCAUGUGAGCAACAACAUCCUCUCAAUCUUUUUGACGAUCCAUCAGUACAAAUGGUCAAACGACUGUUGAAUCAGUUAACAGCAUGGCAUCAAUCAGCUCGUGAUAUUAUUAAUCUACUAUGCAAUUUAAUCUUAACAAAUGCUACUCGAAGUAUUUCUACCAGUUUUUCAAUAUCAGAUAAUUUGUCCAAUGUUGGUAUUAGUGCAGAUUUUCUUCCUAACGAUUUCCACACUUUCUCAACCGAUGAUCAAGCUUUAAUUAUCCUUGACCAUUUUCUAGAGAAAUUACGAAAUGAAUUCCCAAUGUAUGUGUAUCGUGUAUCGGAAUGGAAUUCUCUUAAUCUUCUACGCCACGCAUUGAGAUGGCUCUGUAUUUAUGGUCGACAUGAUAACAAUAAAAAUACAUAUUGGUCAUUGCCUCAUCUUCGAAAGUACUUGGUUUUCGGUGAGGAAAUUAUUUCACGGCUGACAGCAAUCACCUCGAGUAAAAAAUCUCACUCAAAAGUAUCCCAUUCAUUAUCUUCUAUUUCAUUGUCUAUCCGAAACAAUCAAACAGUUUCUCCGUCUUCAGCGUCCAGCACUAAUGUUAGCAAUAUGGACACUGCUUUAACUCAGAUUAUGAGAUUUGUACUCGCUCGAAUGCACACAUCUUUAGGAAAUCUAACUCAGUUAGGUGUACAAGUUGAAACCCUAGUUGGUGUUUUAACGGAGAUUCUCAGCAGUUCAAGGUCGACCAUGUAUCAAGAAAUUGAAAAUACUUUGUACCAAUUAAAAAAUCUGGGAAUCAAUCACCUUACAGCUGUUCAUGGACAGAUAUCACCGACAGAUGAACCUAAGCUUAAUGAGACAUUAGAUGAACGCUAUUUCAAUAACAUUGUAGAUACUCAUUCUGUUAUUGCAUCUGAAGAUAUCGCUCAAUUAAAAACACUUUUAAAAGGACAUAUCGAUGACAUAAUAAAUUUGUGUUCACAGGAUUAUUGUAGUUCAAGAAGUAAACCAUGUUUGGUUGCAGCGGAAAUCUUAUGUGAAUUCGGUCAUUUCUUCUCAUCACCUUCAGAUUCGGAUCAUUCACCAAGUUUUGUUACUGCUCAUCAGAAAAUUAUUGUUAUAUCGGACGCAUUAGAUCGCCAGUUGUCAAUGUUAAAUGAUCAUGUUAACAAUACAAAGCGUGCUAUAUCUGAUUUGUAUGAUAAACUUCUUUCUCAUCAUCAUCUGCCUGCACAUAAUGUACAAACUGAUUCAUUAUUAGAGGUUUUAUUGCCUGGGUUCUCAAUGAAAUAUCACAAGUCUUUUGCUUUGCAGUCAUUCAAAGAAGCUUCCAUAUCCAGUUAUGAAUGUGCACUUUCUGUAUAUAAACAACAAACAAAGGAUCAUUAUGAUUAUAUAUCAUCAACACUUAAAAAUAUGUUUACAAAAGACACUCCGUGUAAUGUGUGUUCCGAACGCUUCAAAAUCACAAAAGUCAUUACAGAUCAAAUUAUCUCUGAAAACAAUCCAUGCGAUUUAUGUUCAUUGUGCUCGAAAGAUCUAUCAGUAUAUCCCACACUUGAUUGGCUUGUACGUUUUGAACAUCACUGGUCCAUUUCUACCUCAUCUAGUGUGAACAAUGAAGAAGUUGUUGAUUUAACUGAUGAAAAGGACUGUGGAAAUUAUGGCAUUUUGACUCUUCUCUGUAGUCCUGUGUCCAUUGCCCUUCAACUUUGUCUCAAUCAAAUUCAAGAGUAUUUGGUUCAGUUGGAACAACUACUUAAAUCACUUGGGAAUCAACUAAAUGAAAUAAUUUCAAGCAUAGAUCAAUCACUAAUUCAACAAUUACCAACCUGUUUCGUGGAUUUCAUCAAUAAGUUGUGUAUUUCACGAGAUCCAUCAAUUUUUACCAAUCAUUCUGACUUCAAGUAUGAACUCUGCAGAAUACUGUGUGUUUUUCUCACAUUCAAAGUGAAUUUAAUGCCGUAUAUUCAAUUGAUCGAACAUAUUUUAUCAUCACAAUGUGUAUUCAACAAUAUCCAAGAAAAUACUCUAGAAAAUUUAGGUUCUUAAUGUUUUUUUUCUAAUUAGCUCCUCUAUUUAAAACUUGUUUGUUGAACAAUCACAUUUAAUUCUUCACAGGUUUGUUGAUAAUUUUGUUUUUGUAUAAUUCGUUCGUGUUUCUUUUAUUAUUUAAGUUGACAAUUGUUGUUAUAGACAUUUUAAUAGUUAUUAAAUAUAUAUAUCUCAGUAGGUCAUUAAUUCUAGAUCUGGCUAACAUGGUUUUUUUUUGUUUAUUGCUUUUUCUCUUUUAUUCAUUAUCUUGAUUAUUCAUAGUUUCCUGCUUUUGUGUAUACUUAUCAACUGGUUUUUUUUUCUCCUCUACCUGAACAUAUGGACAGAUGAUAUACGGAUGUCCAAUUGCAUUUGUCUUUACUUUUUCACUUUAUUUUGUCUGUUUUGCCAUAUAUUUCUCGAUUCGUUUGUAUUUUUACUGCUUUCUUUUCUUGUAACUCAUUGUGAAAUUCUCAUCAUUUACAUACUUUUAUUUAUAUCUACAAGAAUUUUAUCGUCACUGAUAUGAAAAUUAAUAAAGUAUUUUAUUCAGUUUUUGUGAAA
Molecule: messenger RNA, 5716 nt
Organism: Schistosoma turkestanicum
Lineage: Eukaryota; Metazoa; Platyhelminthes; Trematoda; Strigeidida; Schistosomatidae
Source: the annotation of a GenBank genome assembly